Molecule: messenger RNA, 1510 nt
Organism: Sorex fumeus (smoky shrew)
Lineage: Eukaryota; Metazoa; Chordata; Mammalia; Eulipotyphla; Soricidae
Gene: TUBE1
Product: tubulin epsilon 1
Exons: 12
Coding region: 73-1500 (475 amino acids)
Biological process (GO): mitotic cell cycle; microtubule cytoskeleton organization
Cellular component (GO): microtubule; cytoplasm
Molecular function (GO): GTP binding; structural constituent of cytoskeleton
Source: RefSeq, a predicted model, not a curated record
AGUUGGUUGGCGGCGGGGGAUUCGAAGUACGGCGCGGGGCCUGCGGACGUCGGGGGCCCGGCGCGGAGCGGGAUGACGCAGUCCGUGGUCGUGCAAGUCGGCCAGUGCGGAAACCAGAUCGGCUGCUGCUUCUGGGACCUGGUGCUGCGCGAGCACGCCGCGGUCAACCAGAAAGGAAUUUAUGAUGAGGCAAUAAGCAGCUUCUUUAGGAAUGUGGAUACCAGGGUGAUUGGUGAUGGUGGCAGUAUUUCCAGGGGGAAAAUUCGUUCUUUAAAAGCACGAGCUGUCUUGAUUGAUAUGGAAGAAGGGGUAGUAAAUGAGAUUCUGCAAGGUCCAUUAAGAGAUGUAUUUGAUAGCAAGCAGCUCAUCACUGAUAUUUCUGGCUCAGGGAAUAAUUGGGCUGUGGGUCACAAAGUUUUUGGCAGUCGUUAUCAAGAACAGAUUAUAGAGAAGCUCAGAAAAGCAGCAGAGCAUUGUGAUUGUUUACAGUGUUUUUUUAUAAUACAUUCCAUGGGAGGAGGAACAGGAUCUGGACUAGGCACAUUUCUUUUAAAGGUGCUCGAAGAUGAAUUCCCAGAGGUAUACAGAUUUGUGACUUCAGUUUAUCCUUCUGGUGAGGAUGAUGUCAUUACCUCACCGUACAAUAGCAUGUUGGCAAUGAAGGAGCUUAAUGAGCAUGCGGACUGUGUGUUGCCCAUCGACAACCAAUCCUUAAUUGACAUCAUUAGCAAAAUUGACCUCGUGGUGAAUUCUGGGAAAUCCCGUACAACUAUAAAGCCAAACAGUUUGGUUACUUCAGGAGCUAGAGCUUUAAAAAAGCAGCAGGAGAAGCCUUUCGAUGCAAUGAACAACAUUGUGGCCAAUUUGCUGCUCAACUUAACCAGCUCUGCAAGAUUUGAAGGGUCCCUUAAUAUGGACCUCAAUGAAAUCAGCAUGAAUUUAGUUCCUUUUCCUCAACUACAUUAUCUUGUGUCCAGCCUUACACCUUUAUAUACACUGGCAGAUGUCCACAUUCCUCCUCGAAGGUUGGAUCAGAUGUUUUCAGAUGCAUUUAGUAAAGAUCAUCAACUGAUUCAAGCUGACCCCAAACAUAGCCUAUACCUUGCCUGUGCCCUCAUGGUGAGAGGAAAUGUACAGAUUUCAGAUCUUCGCAGAAAUAUUGAAAGAUUGAAACCUUCACUACAGUUUGUAUCCUGGAAUCAAGAAGGCUGGAAGACUAGCCUGUGUUCAGUACCACCUGUGGGCCAUUCUCAUUCAUUAUUAGCUUUAGCAAAUAACACGUGUGUGAAGCCUACCUUUGUGGAACUGAGAGACAGAUUCAUGAGACUCUACAAGAAAAAGGCUCAUCUUCAUCACUACCUACAAGUCGAAGGGAUGGAGGAAAGCUGUUUCACAGAAGCUGUGUCAUCUUUAUCAACACUCAUACAGGAGUACAACCAUCUGGAUGCCACAAAAAAUAUCCCUGUGCAGGAUUUGCCCAGACUAAGCAUCGCUGUGUAAAGGGAAAACC